Molecule: messenger RNA, 5377 nt
Organism: Sitodiplosis mosellana (orange wheat blossom midge)
Lineage: Eukaryota; Metazoa; Arthropoda; Insecta; Diptera; Cecidomyiidae
Gene: rdgB
Product: protein retinal degeneration B
Exons: 19
Coding region: 744-4361 (1205 amino acids)
Biological process (GO): phospholipid transport
Cellular component (GO): cytoplasm
Molecular function (GO): phosphatidylcholine intramembrane carrier activity; metal ion binding; phosphatidylinositol binding
Source: RefSeq, a predicted model, not a curated record
GAGAGAGAGAGUGAGAGCGAGAGACAACAAUGAGAAUGUUUUCACCCAAAACACAUGACAUUGGGAGAACAAUAUUGACUUUUUGCUUGUAUGAGAGCCAAUAUCAAGGUGGAAAAUAUACAGACAGUUUAGUUAUUAUCUGCCAGCAGUUCGGGUAUCAUUCACUUGUGACACAAGGAGACAUUAUUUCCUUCUAUUUUGCGUUUUGCGAAUCCCCGUUCAUCUUUUGUGUUUAUGUGUAUUUAUACCUGUUUAAAUUGUAAUCAUUUUUUUCUGUGUUUCGAAAAGCAUUUUUUCUCGUGUAUGUGUUUGUUGUUGGUGUUCGGUAUCAGGACUGAAUAUUUUCACUGCCGAAAUUAACAACUGUGACAAAAUUCCCCGAGUGGUUUAAAAUAUUUAGCAACAACAAUAAAUUGGUGUUAAUAUUUGUGGUGCAGACACCUCAUUCAAACCGACUAAUACCAUUGGCAUUUUGUGGAUUGGAGUUGCAUCGUAAGUGAGAGCCAAUAAAUGUUUGCACAAAAUUUGACAAGCAAACCAAUUAAAGCAACAAUAACGGAAAACACAUUUUGAAUUGAGCGCAUAUGGAAGGAGUAUUGAAACACAUGCCAAUUACAAUCAAAAUGAAAUAGAGCAGCAGCACGGAUCUAAUACAAAACGUUUAAUUCGUUUUCGAGAAAACGCAUAAGUUGCCAUAGCUGAGCAUCAUCCCUCAUUAGGUCAACCGUAGUAAACCCACAAAGAUGUUGAUUAAAGAGUAUCGAAUUCCGUUGCCACUGACAGUGCAGGAAUAUCGGAUCGCUCAGCUGUAUAUGAUAGCCAAAAAAAGCCGUGAUGAGAGUAAAGGGGCUGGAAGCGGUGUUGAAAUUUUGAUCAAUGAACCGUAUGAUGAUGGACCUGGUGGCGUAGGACAAUACACACGAAAAAUAUAUCAUAUUGGCAGCCAUUUACCCGGUUGGAUCAAAGGACUUUUGCCAAAAAGUGCUAUGACGGUGGAAGAAGAAGCUUGGAACGCUUAUCCCUAUACAAAAACCCGUUGCACAUGUCCAUUUGUUGAAAAAUUCUCAUUAGAAAUCGAAACAUAUUAUUUUCCGGAUGAUGGACACCAAGAAAAUGUCUUCAAUUUGGAUGGUAGUGAUUUAAGAAAUAGAACUGUCGAUUUAAUUGAUAUUGUAAAAGAGCAGCUGUAUGGACAUGAUUAUGAUGAGAGUGAAGAUCCGACUCUGUAUAUUUCAAGUAAAACAAAACGCGGCCCUCUGUCUGAAUCAUGGCUCGAGGACUAUUGGAAUGAGGUUAAAGAUAAAAUGCAGCCAACAUCGCGCAAUAUGUCUCUAAUGUGUGCUUAUAAACUGUGCCGUGUCGAGUUUCGUUACUGGGGAAUGCAAACAAAACUAGAGAAAUUCAUACACGACAUAGCGCUACGGAAAACAAUGGUCACAGCACAUCGGCAAGCAUGGGCUUGGCAAGACGAAUGGCACGGUUUAACAAUGGAAAAUAUACGAGAAUUUGAACGAGAAACUCAGCUGCUUUUGCAACGGAAAAUGGAAUUGGAUGGCGAAGACGAAGAUGAGGAUGCAAACGCAACUGAUUUGAGUGCAAGCAAACAUUCAUCUCAAUUCCAAUCGAUCGAAAAAACGGAAGAUACUCCAAUGUUCCCCAAAAAAUUGCCAGAACCACCACAACUCAAGGAGCAUCCACCAAGCAUAGACAGCUCGGAGGGUGAAGACGAUGUGCUGCAAACACAUUCUAAAACACGUAAAGAACGAUCGGUCAGUGGUCAAUUGUCACAACACUCAAGAACAAAACAUGGAUUACAUUCACCUGCCGGAUCGAUGCACAGUUUUGAUUUACAGCCUGCAAAUCAAACAAAUGUCAAAAAUGUGGCAAAUUGGCGAAUGGAAAAGUUAGAGGUUGAUUCCAAAUCCGGAUCAGAUGAAGAAUUCUAUGAUUGUAUCGACAUGAGUGAAUCGAUAUCAUUGGCCAAAUGGAGCUCGCUAGAGCUGCUACCCGAGGAGGAUGAUAGUCCAUCGGCAGGUCAGAAAAAAUCCGCUGAUGACAGUAUAUUCAGCCACACGUAUUUGCAACGCGUUGCAUCGGAACGCAAUAGCCGUCGACCAACAUUAGGAACGUCAUCGAGCAUGGAUCGUAAUCAUGAUUCUCCACCCAGUUCACCCGGUCAUUCGUGUCCAACCAGUGUUCUUGCACUGGUAUUCCAUGCGGGCAGCUGCUUGGAUGCGAGCACCGAUCGUACAGCGAAAAAGUCUGAUGUCACCACAUUUCGUGGCGCAUCCGAAUCAGUUAUGCGUCAACAUUAUCCAUCCUUAGUCGGUCAUCUAGUUAUCAAGUUAGUUUGUUGCCCACCAGUUUGUACUGAUGCACUGGGAAUUUUAUCGAGUUUAAGCCCCUUUUCCUUCGAUGCAUCACCGUCGGCUAUGUCCGAACUACCAAAUUUGACCGAUGUUCCAAUCGGUGCAAUUCCAUUGCUGACCACAUGUACGCCCGAUUUCCAGGAUGCCAUCAAUAAGACAGUGGCCAGCGCAAACAUCGUAUACAAUGAGUUUUUACGAUCCGAAGAAGGAAAAGGUUUUAAUGGUCAAAUAGCAAUAAUCGGUGAUUCGAUGGGUGCAAUCCUUGCCCAUGAUGCCCUUUGUCGAGUAUCGCACACUCGUCACGGCAGUGAAGCGUCUAACUUGGACGAAGAAGUGUAUCAUGGACUCUUAACGGAUCCGGAGUUGGAUGCAACGAAACUGUUAACAGCGCCAGCACCACGGAGACGAUCGUCUUCCACUAGCGAUUCUCGUUUACCUCGAUUUGAAUUUGAAGUGGGUGAUUUUUUUAUGUUCGGCAGCCCAUUGGCCAUCGUUUUAGCUGCCCGCCGUUUGACUGAUAAUCGGGUGGGCAAUCAAAAGCCGCAUUGCCAACAAGUAUACAAUCUAUUUCAUCCAACCGAUCCCAUAGCAUCACGAAUUGAACCACUUUUGAGUGCACGAUUUUCAAUGCUUCCACCCGUUAAUAUACCUCGAUAUGCAAAAUAUCCACUUGGGAAUGGGCAACCGUAUCAUUUGUUGGAACUCAUACAAUCACAUCCUCAAAUGUUCAGUGAUGGCCAUCAAAGGCGGUUGUCAGAUGCAUCACUCCAAAGUACGGUGUCUGGUUCGAUUGAUAACAUUCCAUUAACCACAAUUACCACUUUGCAACAACGAUGGUGGGGUAGUAAGCGACUGGACUAUGCUCUGUACUGUCCAGAGGGACUAAGCAAUUUUCCUUCACAUGCACUUCCGCAUCUAUUCCAUGCGUCAUAUUGGGAAAGUUCUGAUGUGAUUGCAUUUAUUUUACGUCAAUUGGGUCGAUUCGAUAGUUCAAUGUUGAUUGGUCACGACGACAAGGAUAUUUCAACGUUCCGUCCGAGCCAACCGCGUGAGAAAUGGAUUAAAAAGCGAACAUCGGUGAAACUAAAGAAUGUCACCGCCAAUCAUCGCGCAAACGAUGUUAUAGUGCGUGAAGGUCAGGCGCAAAGAUUGCAAGCACGAUUUAUGUACGGCCCCUUGGAUAUGAUCACAUUGGCCGGUGAACGUGUCGAUAUUCAUGUAAUGAAAGAGCCACCGGGCGGUGAAUGGACGUUGCUGGCUACCGAAAUCACCGAUAAAUCAGGACGAAUCAUUUACACGAUUCCCACGGAUAAAUCACUCGGCUAUGGCAUUUACCCCGUUAAAAUGGUUGUGAGAGGCGAUCACACAUCGGUUGAUUUUUAUUUGGCUGUGAUUCCACCGUGCACAGAAUGUGUUGUGUUCAGUAUUGAUGGAUCGUUCACUGCGUCGAUGUCGGUGACCGGACGUGAUCCAAAAGUUCGAGCUGGUGCUGUAGAUGUGUGCCGACAUUGGCAGGAGCUUGGCUAUUUAUUGAUUUAUGUGACUGGUCGACCGGAUAUGCAGCAGCAACGGGUGCUCUCUUGGUUGAGUCAACACAAUUUCCCACAUGGAUUAGUGUCAUUUGCCGAUGGACUGUCAUUAUCGGAUCCACUUGGUCACAAAACCGCUUAUUUGAAUAAUUUAAUUCAAAACCAUGGUGUUAUCAUUCAUUCAGCGUACGGCAGCAGUAAAGAUAUAGCCAUUUAUACACACAUAGGUUUGAAACCGAAACAAAUCUACAUUGUUGGAAAGGUUAGUAAAAAGCAUCAAUCCGGUGCAACGGUGCUUAGUGAAGGAUAUGCAUCCCAUUUGAAUACGCUGAUGGCGCACGGAGGUUCAAGACCAGCACAAGGCAACCAACGCAUGGUCAUACCAAAAGGUUGCUUCAAUCUGCCCGGUCAGGCACCAUCUUUGCGUCGAAGAAGGUUGCAUGAUCAGGAUGUUGUAAAAUAGAUACACACAACGACAAUGUCACACACACACACACACCGCAAAAUGAUUUGCACAAUAAGAAAAAUGUAAAAAAUAAAACGUUUCAAGACCAAUCAAUGAGAGUGGAAUGUCGAUGUCUUCGCCAGCACGCAGCGGUUACAUCAAACGUAAAACAUUUUUGAGCUAAGCAGAAGAAAAAAAUUAAAUUCAGCAAUGUGUAUGUUUAGAACGAUCAAUGUCAUGUGUAUCGAUGUGCUUAAUUGAUCAAAUUGCAAGUUGAACAACAAAAACAAAAACUGAAAUCAAGAGAAACCAACGCUUUAUUGAUGUGGAUUCACCGAGCAACCGCAAUUUUAUUUUGUGGCUGUUAAAGUUCGUGUUUAAAGUGCACACAUUUGUUUGGCAACAGAUCAGAAAAAAAAAACGCAUGCGAUUUUGUUCACUUCCAUUAUCUAUCCAAACUGAAGCCACCACUUUCUACGUUCUCACUCACACAUAAUUCAGCCAUUCAGCCGCUCCUCUCACUAUCAACGACCUGCUUUCAUGCAAUUUUUUUUUACAAACAAACCCACUCCCUCUUAAGGCGAAAUUAGAUCGAACACAAAUCAUUUCCUGACUCUUUGUCACAUGGUACCUGGCUCAGAAGACUGUUCUUUUUCAUGUGUUUUUGUGUGUUACUAAAAGAAAAUUACCAAAAUUAAGAAGAAUAUUUAUUGUAAAAUCUAUCAAAACCAAUUAUGUGAAAGCUUUCUAAAUGCGUGUGGCAAAUAGGAAAUAUUAUUACUAUUGUAUGAAACUUCAAAGCUACUUUGUAAGUUUAUCCAAACGAAAAAAAAUGUUAAAAAUAACUCCAAAAAUACCAAUUUGAACAUGUGUUGAGGUAAAGUUUACAAUGUUUUGAUUCCUAAGGAAAAGAUUUUGAAGAAGAAAAUCAAGUUAAUAAGUGUUUAGAAAUACUGCAAAAAAUACAAAUAUUUUCGUAAUUAAAACCAGUUAAAAAUAAAGUAACAAAAGAAAAACAAAUGAACAUAAUUAAA